ACUGCAGCGGUGUUGUGCUGGUUUUCGUUGGAGUGAGAAAGAAAUGCAAUGCAUCAAACGUCCCUUAGGAUACCAGGGGAUAGACUGUUCUUCUUACUGUCGAUAUCCAAACUAUGGAGAUGGUUGUCAGCAAUUAUGCGUCUGUGAUGAAAUGUUUUGUAACGCAGAGACGGGUUGUAACUUUCCUACCUCCGAUGUCUUCAACGGAACACAGAACAACCCAGGAAAUGAAAUGAAAAAUGUUUUCUUUUCUGCUUGUCUUGCAGUUGCGUUAUGUGCUCUCGUAAUAGUUUUGCUACAUGUUGGAUUUAAGAUUUCUAAAAGAGUAAAAUUACGGGUUAUUGAACGGGGGGCAACCAAAACUGAAAAAGAAACAGAAAUUCAUCACAAUUUAGAAGAAGUAAAUCAAAUACAUGUAGACUAUCUAUCAUUGAGAGAAUUGUCUGCUCGCAUUGCUAAUCACUCAAUUGCAGACUCGUUCACAACUGAUGGGUCGGAUUUUAGCUACAUUGAUGUGAAUAAUAAAAAGGAUAAAGUUUAUCAGAAUUAUUUCUCUGGUUAUCCAUGUCAACGUGAAAACACAAAUCACAACAGGAGCGUGUCAAGCAGGGGCGAUGGUUUGCCCCUCUCUCCUGGGACCAGUUUGCAGAAGAGUAAUUCACAGUUCUCAAAAACUGAAGCAAAAACUCUUAAGGUCCUAUAUGAAAACGAAAUGGAGGAUCCGUAUUUUUUGCUUUUACCUUUAGAUCGUUGA
This is a messenger RNA of Saccostrea cuccullata (small rock oyster), 754 nucleotides long. RefSeq lists its product as uncharacterized. The record is from RefSeq and is a predicted model, not a curated record. The transcript is spliced from 3 exons. The annotation marks the transcript as partial. Lineage: Eukaryota; Metazoa; Mollusca; Bivalvia; Ostreida; Ostreidae.